UCUCUGUUAGACACAGAGAAGAGGUAGCUGCUUAACCAUCAUGGAGAUUCUCCUCAGUAAAAUGUUUACCUAAAAUUUGCCAUUUUCAUUCGGCCCUUUCACACUUGUAGUUUACCUCAAAACAAAGGAGUAUAAAGAAGAGGCAGUCUUGAACUCAGCUGGUUCUUCUCAUUUUGAGUCAUGCCACAUCAGCAAAUGAAGGUCUCGAAAGCUUGACUUCAUCCCCAUCAUUAAGGUCGACUCUACUUUGAGGAGGCAGCUCUUUCCCAGUUGUCUUUUGAGUGUCUUCCAACCUAGGGGGCUCAUCUUCCAGCACUGUAUCAGACAGUGUUUUGCUGCUAUUCAUAAGAUUUUCACUGGCUAAUUCUUUUCAGAAGUAGACUGCCAGGUCCUUCUUCCUGGUCUGUCUUAGUCUGGAAGUUUAGCUGAAACCUGUCCUCCAUGGGUGACCCUGCUGGUAUCUGAAUACCGGUGGCAUAGCUUCCAGCAUCACAGCAUCACAGCAACACACAAGCCCCAAAGUAUGACAAACUGACAGACACGUGGGGGAUUGGAGGAGGACUCAUUAACAACCUGCAUUACGCAGAUGACAUAACCUUGCUUGCUGAAAGUGAAGAGGACUUGAAGCACUUACUGAUGAAGAUCAAAGACCACAGCCUUCAGUAUGGAUUAUACCUCAACAUAAAGAAAGCAGAAAUCCUCACAACUGGACCAAUAAGCAGCAACAUGAUAAAUGGAGAACAGAUUGACAUUGUCAAGGAUUUCAUUUUACUUGGAUCCACAAUCAGCACCCAUGGAAGCAGCAGUCAAGAAAUCAGAAGACUCAUUGCAUUGGGUAAAUCUGCUGCAAAGUCACUGUGAAGACUAAGGUGUGCCUGACCCAAGCCAUCCUAUUUUUAAUUGCAUCAUAUGCAUGUGAAAGCUGGACAAUGAAUAAGGAAGACUGAAGAAGAAUUGCUACCUUUGAACUGUGGUGUUGACAAAGAAUAUUGAACAAAUCUGUAUUGGAAGAAGUGCAGCCAGAAUGCUCCUUGGAAGCAAGGAUGGCAAGACUGCAUCUUACAUACUUUGGACAUGUUGUCAGGAGGGAUCAGUCCCUGGAGAAGGACACCAUGCUUGGUAAAGUAGAGGGUCAGCAGAAAAGAGGAAGACCUUCAACGAGAUAGACUGUGACACAGUGGCUGCGGCAAUGGGCUCAGCCAUAAUGAUUGUGAGGAUGGGGCAGGACCGGGCAGUGUUUCAUUCUGAUGCGCAUAAGGUUGCUAUGAGUGGGAAUCAACUUGACAGGACCUAACAAUGACCACAAUCUUGAACUCAUUUAGCACCCCACUUGAAUUUUAGGAUUCCAGUCUCCCUAGACCUUUUUCUGGUUGCUUUGAUUUAUGGCGAGUGAUAUAAACCGCUAUGCAGAAGUCCUGCAAAACUUCAAAAAUCCUGAUAUUCCCAGAGCAAAGGGAAGAAGGAACCACAUGAGGAAAUUAUUACUAAAGGUGCCUGCCAGCCUUUCGAUCUAUGUUCUUUAACAGAUGGAUUGUGCCUGCUGAUGAGACAAACCACAGUCUGGAGAACACGUGGUCCCUGCUGUCUCAGGAAGAGAUUCAGGGUUUGUUUUUUUUUUUUUAAGGGGAGGCAGAAAAGCGGUUGGGUGAGGAAUGGUUAGUAGACUGGUGGCAUCUCUUCUGGCAUCUCUUCUGAGCUUUAGAACAUGAUUUCCAAAUAUUUCAUAUGAACAGCCACAACUGAGUAUUCUGCAGAAAAAUCAACGUGUAAAACUCAUUGCCUUUUCCACUCUUCCUGGUCUUAAACCUUUCAUGCUCCCGCACAGAUACAAAGGUACCCCUAAUUGGUGGUUCCUCCUGUUUUUAAGUGGAAACUAGUCACUUAGUUACCCAACCUAGGAAAGCUAUCAUUCAUCUUGUGUCACCACCAUCACAAUACAUACAUGCGAUUUGUUUCUGAGUUCUACACAGUUUUAUCUUUAACUGUUCUCCAUCCAUUCUCAUACCUCAUUCCCUCUCCUACCAGAUGGUUCAGGCCUCUAUCUCUUGCCUGGGCUCAUGGAGUAAUGGCCUCCUGAUAGUCUCACCUCUGGUCUUUUCCUCUUCCAAUCUAGUCCCUCCAUUUUGUCAUCAGUUAUCUUUUUAAAGCACAGGAGCAUUACAGUACUUAGCAUUCAGCAGAUUUUCUGGCCUAAAAAACCGUAGAUUCCCAUUAUCUAUAUGAUAAAGUUCAAAUUCCUUAACAUGACACUAGAUCCAUUGUGAUCUGGAUGUAUUCUACCUUUCUGAUCUUACCUCCCUCCACUAACCCUCUUUACCAGGCAUAAUGUGUUCCAGCCACACUAACCACUAAAUUUAUUUUCACCUUUGUUUGUGUAUUAUACUGUUUCCUCUACCUGAAAUAUUCUUGCUUUCCUAACAAAAGCUAGUCACCUUUUAAUGUCUAAUUCAAAUGUCAACUAGAUAAAGCCUUUUCUAACUGCCCGGACAGAAUUACUCUGCACUCCAUGCUUCGAUUUACUUUGUUCCUGUGACUGUUGUCUUUAAUCACAUGUCACUGGGUUUGGUUCUGUCUAGACUAUGUUCUCAAGUACAAAUUGUGUAUUGUACCCUUAAGGUUUAGUAUAAUGUCUGGCGUGUUAUAUACCCACUAAAUGGUGAAUUAAUUAGGGAUGAAGAGGAAGAAGAGAAAAGGGAUGGGGUGGUGGAUAGACUAGGAAUUACUUAAUCAAGUAGCGUAGUUCCUCCUCAUAUUCCGUUUCCCCUGCCCAUUUCAGGAGACGCAUGGCCUAUUGGAAUAGAACUAAGAUCUAAAGGCGGCUAAUCAGAGUAACAAAGUAUGCAGUGUAAUGAUCAAGAGCAGUGGCUUUAGAGUCAGGCCUGGAUCUGUAGACCGUGGAAAGUAACCUUUCUGAUUUUUACCUUCCUCGUUGUGCACUGAGGAUAACAACAGUACCAACCCCAUAAGGAAAUUGUGAUUUAAUAAGUUAAUUUCUAAAGCACUUUCACACCAUAAAAAACCCAUUGCUGUGGAGUGGAUUCCGACUCAUAGCGACCCUAUAGACAGAGUGGAAUUGCUCCAUAGGAUUUCCAAGGAGCAGGUGGUGGAUUCAAACUGCAGAUCUUUUGGUUAGCAGCCAGUCCCUUAAGCACUGCACCACCAGGGCUCCUUCACAUCCUAAAUGGUAAGCAAGUAAUGCUUCCAGAUAUCCUUCUCCAACACCACAAAGGUACAUACUCUGCUAUAUAAUUUCCUAUAGAAGAAUCUAACACGACUAAAAUUUAAUGAUGGGAAAUCAGAACUGGAUUCCCUUCACGUUGCCCCCAAUAAUGCCCUUCUUCCUGUAUGAGAAUGGAUUCAAAUCUCAGUCAGAAAACUUGAGUUAAGGUUAUCUUUAAUGGCUUUUCACUCCUCACUCAAUAUUAAGGGAAGUCCAGUGACCAGGUAUGUAUGGAGAGAAUUGAUUUGCCACUGGUCCCAGGAGGUAACCUUGUCACAAAGCCAAGGGACGCCCAGUCACUCGAUUCAGGCAAUGAAUGAGGGCGCUUGCGCAGUGGAGUCCAGAGCAGGGGAAGCGGGCGCCUGCGCAGAGAGGGAGUGGUCGUCCGCUCCCCGCCUCGUCUCCGCCAAGCCGCGCCCGCGCAGUUAAGAGACAGCGCCUGCGCGGUAGUGGCCAAGGAGGCUGUGGCGGCAGCGGCAAUGGAACCAGCGGAGCAGCUGAACGAAUUAGUGUCAGCCGAGGGCCGAAACCGGAAGGCGGUGCUGUGCCAACGUUGUGGCUCCCGGGUGCUGCAGCCAGGGACCGCUCUCUUCUCCCGCCGACAGCUUUUCCUUCCCUCCAUGAGAAAGAAGCCAGCACUGGCUGAUGGCAGCAAUCCUGAUGGUGAUCUCCUCCAAGAGCACUGGCUGGUUGAUGACAUGUUCAUCUUUGAGAACGUGGGCUUCACCAAGGACGUGGGCAACAUCAAGUUUCUGGUCUGCGCAGACUGUGAAAUUGGGCCAAUUGGUUGGCAUUGCCUAGAUGACAAGAACAGUUUCUAUGUGGCCUUGGAACGGGUUUCCCAUGAAUAACUGAGGGGAAGGGACCUCAGUUGUACCCCCAACUAUACAAACUACUCCCCACAAGAACUGGCAUUUAACCUGUCAUACUUGUUCUGCAGCCUUCUCUGUACUAAUAUAAAAUUAUGAGUACCAGCAGGUCCACUGGAACAUGCAAAGAAUUAAUACUCAAGUGCAUGCCUCUUGCUUAGUUUGCUUUGCAUCACAUUUCCUAAUCUCCCUGUCUCCCAGUUUUGGGACACUCCACCAAUCUCUCCACAGCCUUGCCGUUCUUCUCGAGCUCCAUCCUACCCAGGGGCUCCCUUGUUACUUGCUCUAGAAGAGCAGUAUCAACCUUUUAGCCACGAUGGCCCACAACAAAUGAUGCACAUGUGCUGGCAUUUGAAACCCCACCUUUUCCUCUCUCGCUGAAGAAAGCAUACAGAUGUCUGAGAGUGGCUUUGUUUUAUGGCUAGCCUUGUAUCUACAGUGUUUAAACCACUAAUCAGAAACAUCACUUUGGACACACCUCUAACACCAUGUUUGAGAGCUUCUUCUCUAAGUUGAUGGUAACAUUGUAUUGUUAAGAUGAACUUGGCCCCUCUUCCCUUAAGGUCCUGAUGAGGUUUUUCUAUGUUAACUCCUCACUCCUCUAGCCUGUAAGUUUAAAAUCAGAUUUGCAACCCUAUUUGGCAGCCACUGCAAAGAAAACUCAGUCCUAGCUGUUUUCCCAGGAUCUCUUGCAAUUAGAGUAGAAGGUAUGGGAUAUAUAAGGGAUAGGCCUUUGCCAAAUUAUACGAGUUUAUAGGUCUGUCUCAUCUGAACAGGUAACUUUUUUCCUUCGUUCUUAGGAAAGACUUCUUAAACAGAUAGGAUUAUCAUUUACUGAACUUGCUGGCUAUGUUCCUCACAGAGUUUUUUGGUUCAGUUGGAAUCGUGAUAUCAAUCGUCAGUACAAACUUUCCAUUCAAACGCCACUAUUCCUGUGGCUGUGGGGUUGCUCUAACAGUUGGGUAUUAUCAUGAUUACUUGUUUAACCUUGAACGUGAUUUCCAAUUGUUCUGCCAUUUCUCUUUUGAAAUGACUCAACAUCUUAGAAGGAAUCUGUACAAUCAGGUUUCAGGAAUCCUCCCGUCAUCUCUGCCUCUAAGAUUCAAGGGGCCUAGAAUUGAAAUAAGGACUAAAUAAAGACUUUACUUCAGUCCAUUCAUUUGUAUCUGUUUUCUGGUUGCUUCUUCCAUCACCCCAAAACUUACUCUAAGGAUGCCCCAUUAAGUGGGGACCACGGACACAGUUCUGCAGCCAACCUUGUUGUUAGUUGCCAUUGAGCCGAUUCCAUCUCAUGGUGACCCCUCAGUUGCAGAGUAGAACUGUGCUCCAUAGGGUUUACAAGGUGUGACCUUUGGGAAGCAGAUCACCAGACCUGUCUUCCAGUGUGCCUCUGGAUAGGUUUGAACUGCCAACGUCUUGGCUAGUAGUCAAGCGCUUAACUGUUUGUGCCACCCAGCGAUUCCACAACUAACCUGUUCCCCUAGAAAAGUGGUUCCCUUCCUUGUGAGGGAGCGUGAAUGACCUCUAGUAGAAAAUGAGAGCUGUGCUUUCCAGGCAAAUGGUCAUGUCCAUUAUGGCAUUUGUAGAAAAUCAACUGUGAGAAUUAUCCAUUCAGGUCAGAAGGGACAAAACCAAGUAGAUGCCUCUAGGAGCAUAAGGCCCCUCACAUCACAGAUCAAACCUAGGCAAAGCAUUUUCUUUUUUUAAUUAGGUUUUUUCUUUGUAAUUUUUUUUUUUUUAAUCACAGAAGUAGUACAUGCUCGUUGCAGAUAAAUUAAAAAAUGGGUAUAAAGUUUUUUAAAUCAGAGAUUGCUGGUGGUAAUGUGUGGACCCUCAGUGUUUUUCUACAUGUAUAUAUAUAUGGACUCAGAUAUACCAACAGUUGUGAGGACAGCGCAGGGCCGGGCAGUGUUUUGUUCUGUUAUACGUGAGCUUGCCGACGAGAAGGAGCCAACUCGAUGGCAACUAAGAGCAACAACACAGUUUUUUAAACAAGUAUGAGAUCAUACUGUACCCUUUUAUAACUUGCUUUUUUCAUUUAACAAAACAGGAUAAACAUCCCAUGUCAGUAGACAUCCAUCUGUGUACACGAUUGUUUUCAGUAUUCCAUUGUAUUACUGUUGGGAAACGCUGGUGGCGUAGUGGUUAAGUGCUACAGCUGCUAACCAAAAGGUCGGCUGUUCAAAUCCACCAGGCACUCCUUGGAAACUCUGUGGGGGCAGUUCUGCUCUGUCCUACGGGGUCACUAUGAGUCAGAACCGACUCGAGGGCAACAGGUUUGGUUUUCUGGUUUUGUACUGCUGUACUAUAGUUAAUGUAACCAAUCCGCUAUUAGGUUGUCUCCAGUUUCUUACUCUUAGAAACAUUGGUAUAACGUGCAACCUUGUAGUUAAAUCAGUAUACACAUUCUUCAUUAUUUUCUUGGCAUUCAUUAUUAGAAAUGGAAUUGCCGGGGGUGCACGUCUCCAAAAUUUUGCUCUAUUGACCCAUAUUGCUCCAAAAAACUCAUGCCAGUUUACCAUCCUCUGGGAGUGUUAACGAGCAGUCCUUUCUCUGAACCUUUACUAACACUGGGUAUUUAUUAUCAUAAAAAUAUUUUAUCUAUUUAACAGGAGGAAUAAAUAGUAUCUCAUUGUUUUAAUUUACAUUUAUUUGUAAUGAAAUUUUUGUAUCCUUGUUGGUCAUUCAUUUUAUUUAUUUAUUUUUUUUGAGAAUUGUCAAACAUUGUUGCCCCAGAAUCCGAAACUAUCGAGUUGCUAUUCUGCCGUUUUCAGUUUCAUUUGAAAGAAAGAAAAGCAUUUAAACAGUGGAAAUUAGAUUCCUGUAGUCCCAUAGAGUUUCCAAGGCUGUAAUCUUUGGAAAACUUGGUGGCAUAGUGGUAAAGUGCUAUGGCUGCUAACCAAAAGGUCAGCAGUUCAAAUCCACCAGGUGAUCCUUGGGAACUCUAUGGGGCAGUUCUACUAUGUCCUGUAGGGUCAAUAUGAGUCGGAAUUGACUCGACGGCGAUGGGACAUCCUUGGGAAGAAUAUACAAUUAGAAAAAGCAGAAGAGAGCAGAAGCCUGAACCUUAGGGUUUAUCUUGAAGUCUGUCAGCUAAUUAACCAAUCAGCUAGUGUUUGGUAUAAAAUGAGAAUGCCAUCUCUUCAUUCCUUUCACACAUAAUAGACUCUCAAUACAUACUUGUGCAUCAGUUAACUGCCGUGUGCCCUCAGUAGGUGGAGGUAACCUUACUUGCUGCUGUGAGUAUAAAAAUCUGCAGCUCCUGUUGGGGAAAGCAUUUGAUUUUGCCAAGGCGUAGUUGUUACUACUAAACUGUUUGUUUGUUUUUCAACAGAAGCAAAGAUGAUCAAGGGUGUAUUGACAUUUUACAUGUUGCUACCUUGUUGAGACUACUCAGGUAACUCCAACAUAACUCCUGAAGGACUUCUGUGCCUGGUAAUGGUGGCUAGGUGAUUUGUUCUGACCACCCCACAGAGGGCAACUAGGAAAGCUAGACAAAAUAUUUUAAACAUCUGUUUGAAGGCAUCAAAGAACUAACAUGACUACAGAAUUACUGGACCAGGACCACUGAGAAGAUGGAGGUCCUGGGAGGUGAGCUCAGUGGUAUGGGCCAGUAUUCUCCUGAGUGUAUUUUCCAGACUUGGAGGAGGCAGUUCAGAGGCUGAGCAGUGAUUUUUUUUUUUUUUAAUAACUUUUAUUAAGCUUCAAGUGAACGUUUACAAAUCCAAUCAGUCUGUCACAUAUAAGUUUACAUACAUCUCACUCCCUACUCCCACUUGCUCUCCCCUUCUUGAGUCAGCCCUUUCAGUCUCUCCUUUCUUGACAAUUUUGCCGGCUUCCCUCUCUCUCUAUCCUCCCAUCCCCCCUCCAGACAAGAGUUGCCAACACAAUCUCAAGUGUCCACCUGAUAUAAUUAGCUCACUCUUCAUCAGCGUCUCUCUCCCACCCGCUGACCAGUCCCUUUCAUUUCUGAUGAGUUGUCUUCGGGGAUGGUUCCUGUCCUGUGUCAACUGAAGGUCUGGAGAGCAUGGCCGCCGGGAUUCCUCCAGUCUCAGUCAGACCAUUAAGUUUGGUCUUUUUAUGAGAAUUUGGGGUCUGCAUCCCACUGAUCUGUUCCCUCAGGGGUCCUCUGCUGUGCUCCCUGUCAGGGCAGUCAUCGAUUGUGGCCGGGCACCAACUAGUUCUUCUGGUCUCAGGAUGAUGUAGGUCUCUGGUUCAUGUGGCCCUUUCUGUCUCUUGGGCUCUGAGUUGUCGUGUGGCCUUGGUGUUCUUCAUUUUCCUUUGCUCCAGGUGGGUUGAGACCAAUUGCUGCAUCUUAGACGGCCGCUUGUUAGCAUUUAAGACCCCAGACGCCACAUUUCAAAGUGGGAUACAGAAUGAUUUCAUAAUAGAAUUAUUUUGCCAAUUGACUCAGAAGUCCCCGCAAACCAUGUUCCCCAGACCCCCGCACUUGCUCCGCUGACCUUUGAAGCAUUCAUUUUAUCCCGGA
Molecule: messenger RNA, 8578 nt
Organism: Loxodonta africana (African savanna elephant)
Lineage: Eukaryota; Metazoa; Chordata; Mammalia; Proboscidea; Elephantidae
Gene: RABIF
Product: RAB interacting factor
Exons: 2
Coding region: 3700-4071 (123 amino acids)
Biological process (GO): small GTPase-mediated signal transduction; post-Golgi vesicle-mediated transport
Cellular component (GO): membrane; cytosol
Molecular function (GO): guanyl-nucleotide exchange factor activity; zinc ion binding
Source: RefSeq, a predicted model, not a curated record